Messenger RNA from Argiope bruennichi, 888 nucleotides. RefSeq lists its product as uncharacterized. The transcript is spliced from 5 exons. The record is from RefSeq and is a predicted model, not a curated record. The coding region runs from base 313 to 708 and encodes 131 amino acids. Lineage: Eukaryota; Metazoa; Arthropoda; Arachnida; Araneae; Araneidae.
UGAGCGUAGAUAUUAUUCAAUUCGAUGAUAUCUACAGAGAGCGCAUCUCGUCCUUUUGGACUUUAAUGAAUCACUGGAUUUAUUACGUGGUCAAUGAAAUUCGUCCCAAACAUCUGGGCUCUUCAUCUAAGCCACUAUCGUGAUCGAAGACAAGUGCUUAAUUCCACAGAACCCGCAUCACUCGGCCAUUACUUGAAGUGAAGGAAAUUUACGAAUUUUCAUUUACUAUAUUUGUUCUUCUCUCUUCCAGACUGUGAGUGAAAUUGUCCCCCGUAAAUUUUGUUAGAUUUCUAGAAUUUCCUUUUUUUAACCAUGAGAGCUUUUGAGGUAUUCUUCUGCUUCUGUGUGGCUUAUCUACUCGUAAUCACGAAAGAAACAGAUGCGCAAUUCUUUACAAAAACAACUAAUUCUAUCCCAAGACUCGGGCGAUCAGAUCAGAUGCCAUCCCUCCUGCCAAAUCUAGUCCGCCGUGUUGCAAAGCAGUUGCAUUUUGUCAUUAAAAUGGUAAAUGAUAAUGAUAAGGACGGCAACGGAGAGUUGAACGCUGAAGAACUUAUGGACUCGCCUUUCAUACAAAACGCUGUAAAAAAUGAACUAGAAGCUAGAGAGCUUCGAGGUCAGUACCUAGCUCCCACUGGAGAAGCAACGAGAGAAGAGGAAUCAGAUGGAAACCAAAGGUUGAAUUUGGAAGAAAAUUUUAUCAUGUGAGAAAGUGAAUGAUCAAAUUAGGUGAAUAACUCGUGAAAAAAAGAUAUUAAGAUGAACUGAUAUCAAAACCUCCGAAGAUGCAUUACCCACAUUUGAUUCUCCAUUAUAUAUCUAUGUCUUAUUCAUUAUUGAUGUCUUGUACGGUGUUUAAUUCAUAAAAUUAUAUUCUUCUACAUAAAA